AUGCUCAGGCUCUCAAGAAAUGGGGGCCCUAGUGUGGAAAGAGUUAGCCGUGAGUUACUAGGCUUUACCCCUCCCCACCCCCGUACUUAUUCCUAUUCUUCUCCCUUCUUUCAUUUCCUCAUCCUUCUCUGGUUUCGAAUUCUCCCUUAUUUUCAAUUCUUUCUUCCCGUGGUGUUUGUUAUUAGAACCUACUUGAAGACCUUCUCCGGUACAUAUCAAAGUUCCCUUAUCGCUGUGGGGCGUUCCCUUGUUACUGCUUGCAGAAUCAUCUUCUUGAAGCGUGCGAUACAGCUCUCACGCAUGUGGAUACAAUUGCAUCUCGACCGAUUUUGUAAAGGAUGUGUCGUUGAUCGAUCGUCGCUCAGACUAUCUGGAUACACUCAGUCUUAG
Molecule: messenger RNA, 390 nt
Organism: Aspergillus oryzae RIB40
Lineage: Eukaryota; Fungi; Ascomycota; Eurotiomycetes; Eurotiales; Aspergillaceae
Exons: 4
Coding region: 1-390 (129 amino acids)
Source: RefSeq, a predicted model, not a curated record